Olea europaea var. sylvestris is the source of this 1275-nucleotide messenger RNA. RefSeq lists its product as uncharacterized. NCBI's taxonomy places the organism in Eukaryota, Viridiplantae, Streptophyta, Magnoliopsida, Lamiales, Oleaceae. The coding region runs from base 567 to 1088 and encodes 173 amino acids. The record is from RefSeq and is a predicted model, not a curated record. The transcript has 2 exons.
AAAACAUAUUCUUUUCUAAGAAAUAUUUUCCACACUAAUCGAGCCCACUCAAGUAGUGGGACUUGAUUAAUAAUAUGGAUAUAUAAAUUCAACUGCGCCCUCUAAGGUAAAUGAAAAUAUUCACCAAUUAAACUUCUCCAUUCUAACUUGACUUUUGAAGCGAGAGCAGUCCCCCAUACUGGUCUGCAUCAAGCUCACUAAUUGCAUCUUAUUUUAAACAAUUUUUAGUAAGCAAGUUGUGCAGCUGACAAGAAGUUUCGUUAUGAUUUCUAUGUACAGUGACAAGAAAAAUAUGAUCAUCCUUUUUUUUUUCUUUGUUUUUUUGUAAAUAUCGUGUUCAAUCCUGUCUAGUAAUAUAUUUGGAUAUAAACAUAUUAGCACAAUCUUCCAAAGGAAAUUCACAUGCAUUUGUUUGUAUGUGCAUUGAGAAAAAGGCGUUUCAACUCCUAGCUCAGAACAAGUAUUCUCAACAACUGGCACUCAUUAUCUGCAUCACACAUGCACAAUCCAAAUUAUAUUUCACUUUAAGCAGCUUAUGAGUGUCUUCUCUCUGUUUUUUUUCUACAAUGGCCUCUUCCAUUAUUCUCUUUAUGUUUUCUUCCUUGUUAACUAUCUCAUUCCCUUUGCAAGUUGAACCCAAAAAACCCGACUCGAAAUCCCAGUCCCAGAUCAUUGUCAUGGGCAUGGUAUAUUGUGACUUCUGCUCCAACAACACCUUCUCCAAGCACAGCUACUUCUUGCCGGGAGUAGAAGUUAGAAUAGAUUGCAUAUUCAUAGCAAUUUCUUCAAGAACAACAGAACGGAUAUCAUUUUCGGUGAACAGAACUACAAAUAAGUAUGGAAUAUACAUAUUUGAAGUGCCUAGUGUUGAUGGUGUUCAAUGUGCCAGAGACAAAGCAGUUGGGAAUUCCUGCAGAGCCAGCUUAACAGGGAUAAGACCAUCUUCUUCUUCCUGUAAUAUUCCAGGAUUUAGGACUACAUCGGAUGAAAUUUCAAUCAAAUCCAAACGAGAAAACACUUGCAUUUAUAGUCUCAGUCCAUUGAGUUACAGACCAUCCAAGAGAGAGAUUGACUUGUGUGGAAAAUAAGGAACCAACAUUCUUGGAUCUACACGUCUUGUUCUCAUCUCUUUGAGGCAAUCAUUGAGACAUCUACAGGAUACUUGAACAAUAUUAAAGAAGUUAAAUAUUCUUGUUUGCUGUCUUGUAUGGUGGUGUCUAGUAAAUCGUUCUAUGUUUCUCAAGAAUUUAUGUAAUCUGUAUUUGGUUUUUGGCA